Oncorhynchus mykiss (rainbow trout) is the source of this 1507-nucleotide messenger RNA. The record is from RefSeq and is a predicted model, not a curated record. Lineage: Eukaryota; Metazoa; Chordata; Actinopteri; Salmoniformes; Salmonidae.
AUGUUGAGUCACUAGUGACUCUCCGCCUCGAUGGAAGAGAGAGAGGACGGUGUUGACAGUUCCUCCGCUGUGGAUUCACCAGGAGUCAUUUCAUGCCUAUUUUGUACGAGAUUUUAGCUCAUUUACCAUAGUUUGUUUUCAGAUCCAUUUUAAACAAAGUUCUCUUCCUGGAGUCUCGCAUCAUGACAAGUCUAUGUUGAAGACAGCAUGCGGUGACUGUGAGGCGGGCCCCAUCCUGAGUCUGUACGAUGAAGAGCCCGGUGCACAGGUGCAGGGACGUGGAGAGGCAGGCUGCCUGCCUGCAGACUGAGCAGCCGUGUGUCCCCGUCUCCCAGCACAUCCCCAGCGGCAUGUGGUUUAUCAGGGACGCGUGUGGCAUCGUGUGCGGGGUUAUCACCUGGAUGCUGGUGUUCUAUGCUGAGUUUGUCGUGCUCUUCGUCAUGCUGUUGCCUUCUAAAAACCUGACCUAUAGCUUAGUCAACGGGACUGUGUUCAACACUCUGGCCUUCCUGGCUCUCGCCUCUCACUUCAGGGCCAUGUGCACCGACCCUGGAGCUGUGCCAACAGGGAACGCCACUAAAGAGUACAUCGAGAGUCUUCAGCUGAAGCCGGGACAGGUGGUGUACAAGUGUCCCAAAUGCUGCAGCAUCAAGCCUGACCGGGCACAUCACUGUAGUGUGUGUAAGCGCUGCAUAAGGAAGAUGGACCACCACUGUCCCUGGGUUAACAACUGUGUGGGAGAGAACAACCAGAAGUUCUUUGUGCUCUUCACAAUGUACAUUGCACUCAUUUCCCUCCACUCUCUGGUGAUGGUGGUCUUCCACUUCCUGUACUGCUUCGAAGAUGAUUGGACAAAGUGCAGUUCCUUCUCACCUCCUGCGACCGUCAUCCUCCUCAUCCUCCUGUGCUUUGAGGCCCUCCUCUUCCUCAUCUUCACCUCUGUGAUGUUCGGGACUCAGGUCCAUUCCAUCUGUACAGACGAGACGGGCAUAGAACAGUUGAAAAAGGAGGAGAGAAGAUGGGGUAAAAAAACUAAGUGGAUGAACACGAAGGCGGUAUUUGGACACCCCUUCUCCAUAUUCUGGUUUGUCCCGUUGACCCAACCUGGGAAGGCCCAUGGGAAGGCUGAAUCCUACCAGUAUGUGGUCUGAGCUUAGCCACCCGGGGGGACAAACAGACUCUGAGACAGAGGUGUGUUAACACCAACCACCCCAUCCUUCCACCUCACCCUGACUCUCCUCCCCAACACUCCUUGACGAUGCUGAACGUGAUUGUAAUCCCUCAUAACUCUGAACAACUUCAUCACUUCUAUAUUGGCACAGUGUUUUUUAUGUUGCUUGGGAACAAAAGUCAAGUGGAGUUGCAGAGAAAAAUAUAUCUAUUAUAAAACGUUUCAAACGUGCCUGUUUUUCACUCUUAUGUAUGCUGUUGAUUUGUUCUGGUUUUAUGAAUCACUUUUCCCUCUGUCUCUCCCCCCACUGCCCCCCUCUCUGUCUCUCCCCCCCUC